AUGCUUGACACCGACGACCUCGAGUACGAGAGUGAAUACAGGGAGGACGAGGACUAUGAUGAGGUCCUGGAGAUGGACGGCUCGGAGCAGACCGCGAUGGGUGCUGAGCCCUGCAGCCUGCCGCUGGACGAGGGGGACUGCCAGCGCUACACGCUGCGGUGGUACUACAACCAAAGAGUCACCGAGUGCCGGCCCUUCGUUUACAGCGGCUGUCGGGGCAACCUCAACCGCUUCGACAGCAAGGAGGAGUGCGAGCUGCACUGCGGGCAGCGCCCAGGGGCAGAUGCCCACGGCGUUGCUGGUGGCAAGGCGGGAGGGCAGCCGGCAGUGUAG
Opisthocomus hoazin is the source of this 333-nucleotide messenger RNA. The record is from RefSeq and is a predicted model, not a curated record. NCBI's taxonomy places the organism in Eukaryota, Metazoa, Chordata, Aves, Opisthocomiformes, Opisthocomidae.